CACGUGACAAGAGAAAGUCUAAUGUUUCUCUUGCAGUAGCAGCCAUCAUUUCACUCAAUAGGCUAGAAAUCCAUCCUGAGAAAGGAAGAGGCGACGGAAUAAAAGAAAUAGCCAUGGAUUAGCAAGGGAACAAUCAGGAGGGAAUAACAAGUUGUUUUCUUUUGCUUCCGUUUUGAAUUUUUGCGUUGCUCUGAAUUUUGCAGAAAUCUUCGCUCUUGGUGCAUUGGGCAGUGGAAAUGCAUUGGGGAUACAACCCCGUGUAAGUAGCUUGUCAACAAACAAGGUGGGCUCGAGCAGCGUUGGGCGCGACUGUUUCCCUGCGGCCGCCACCGGGUCUGCCGCUGGACUGGUAGAUGAGGCUGCUGAGGAGGGCGGGGCCACAGCCGAGGAUAUUCUUUUUUUGCCGUUUUUAAUUUGAAGCAGUUUUUUUACAUUUCGGUACGUGGGGGGGGGAGAAGGCCAAAACCGCGGACCUAAAACCCACCCGGAGCAUGGGGCAGAAGGUUCCCGGAGGAAUCAAGACUGUGGACAUGCGGGACCCGGCGUUUCGGCCGCUCAAGCUGGAGCUGCAGGCCCUGGACUACACCAAGCCGGCCCGGCUGGACAUGCUGCUGGACAUGCCCCCCGCCGCCCCCGAGGUCCAGGUGCAGCACUCGUGGAACAACGACGACCGCUCGCUCAACAUCUUCGUCAAGGAGGACAACAAGCUGGUCUUCCACCGGCACCCCGUGGCGCAGAGCACGGACGCCAUCCGGGGGCGCGUGGGCUACACCCGCGGGCUGCACGUGUGGGAGAUCAGCUGGGUGAUGCGCCAGCGGGGCACCCACGCCGUGGUGGGCGUGGCCACGCGCGACGCCCCGCUCCACUCCGUGGGCUACACGGCGCUGGUGGGGAACAACGGCGAGUCCUGGGGCUGGGACCUGGGCCGGAACAAGCUGCACCACGACGGGAAGAACCGGCCCAGCGAGACCUACCCCGCCUUCCUGGAGCCUGACGAGACCUUCCUGGUGCCCGACUCCUUCCUGGCGGUGCUGGACAUGGACGAGGGCACGCUCAGUUUCAUCGUGGACGGACAGUAUUUGGGCGUUGCGUUUAGAGGACUCAAGGGCAAAAAACUGUACCCCGUCGUGAGCGCCGUGUGGGGACACUGUGAGAUCCGCAUCCGCUACGUUAACGGGCUCGAUCCGGAGCCCCUCCCCCUGAUGGACCUGUGCCGGCGCUCGGUCAGAGUGGCGCUGGGGAGGGAGCGGCUCGGCGAGAUCCACAGACUGCCCCUGCCCGCCUCCCUCAAGAACUACCUGCUCUACCAAUGACAGCAGGAGGGGGCCCUCCCUCUUCUCCACAGCGGGGAAAAAAUGGCUCACGGUGCAACCCCCCGAAGGGCUUUCCAUCCGCCACCCGCCAGAAACUGCCUCCGUAGAGAGGUCACACGAGCCGCGUCUCAGACUCGACCUCUGGCCUGAUUUUACUCCCCACUCCCACCACGCUGCAGUACCAUCAUACCAUUCCACAUAAAUGACCGUCUCCUCCCUCCCAGCUGGUUUAUCCAUUUUAAAUUUCUCCUUUUUCAAUUUAAAUGCUAAUUUUUAUUCUCUGGUAAGGUGUCGGGGCCCUGUGUGUGUGCGCGUGGGCUGCAGGCGGUUGGUAUCUCUGCUCAAACCCCCCCCGCUCCUCUGUGCGAAUCGGAUCGGUGCUUCAGCUUCGUAUCCGCUGCCGGGACAAACUAAGCUUUAACGUUGCCGAGGAACUCGGCCUCCGUCGGCGCCCAAUCAGGAAGCAGCUGAGCUCUCACGCCUUUCACCGGGAACCUUCGCAGGGCUGUUAGCCUGGCGUGAGCCCCUCCUCACUCAGUCCCACAGGUGGACUGUCCGGUUUCUCUUCGACAUUUUAAGUGCCUGUGUGCAGUACUGGAAUAUUGCAUUUUUUUUUUUUUUUCUUUUUUUAAAGGCUGCUUUUAAAAGUAUUGUUUUUAAUGGCAUAAUUGCAACACUGUGAUGGACUGUUAUUACAUCCCUGGAUCCCCCUCCCCACUGUAAAAUCUUGCUAAAUAUUUGAUCAAAAUUUUAUUUGGUCUGAGACUCACAAGGAACAGAGCGGGGGAGGAGAGAUGAUGGUGCUGUAGCGUGUGUGUGUGUGUGUGGUGAAGCUGCUGUACAGUUCUCUUAAUCACCCAUUCUAUUUUAUCCAGAGAACGGGAAGUGAUGUAAAGACAUUCAUUUACGAGAAGUUUUUAAAAGUCCCAAGUGUGCAGCCGUGACCUAUUAACUUGACACAGAAGGUGAAAAUUGCCAGACAAUGUUUUCUUCGACUGUUUCCUAAAUGAUUUUCUUGUGUUCAUGUGGUCCUAGUUUGGCAUGACUUUGUGUGUAUGUGCACAACCCCAGCCCCCCCCCCCCCCUCACCCCUGCCAAUCAGGCCUGCAUAAUAUCAUUUUCUUUGUAUUCAGUGAUGUAAAUACUGUUGGUAACUACCUAAUAAAGUUUCUAAAUUAAUCUUC
Molecule: messenger RNA, 2497 nt
Organism: Anguilla anguilla (European eel)
Lineage: Eukaryota; Metazoa; Chordata; Actinopteri; Anguilliformes; Anguillidae
Gene: spsb1
Product: splA/ryanodine receptor domain and SOCS box containing 1
Exons: 4
Coding region: 492-1313 (273 amino acids)
Biological process (GO): proteasome-mediated ubiquitin-dependent protein catabolic process; intracellular signal transduction
Cellular component (GO): SCF ubiquitin ligase complex
Molecular function (GO): protein binding
Source: RefSeq, a predicted model, not a curated record